AUGCAACAACACCCGUCUCUCACGCUCCGUUCUUCGCAGUCUGUGUCGAAGUGCCGAAACGAGAUCGAGGAGCAGGAUCUAUCCGUGUUGUUCUCGUCGUUGGCCAAGGUCAUGAUCGAGGAAAGCAUGGGCGCUGCGCGCGUGUUCAAUGUAGAUGAGACCGCGGUCAACACUACUAGGGAGCACAAGCAGGUCAUUGCUGCGAAAGGAUCUAAGAACGUCUGGCACAAGUACGUCAAGACGCACUUC
Phytophthora sojae is the source of this 249-nucleotide messenger RNA. RefSeq lists its product as hypothetical. The record is from RefSeq and is a predicted model, not a curated record. NCBI's taxonomy places the organism in Eukaryota, Oomycota, Peronosporomycetes, Peronosporales, Peronosporaceae. The transcript has a single exon. The annotation marks the transcript as partial.